Molecule: messenger RNA, 2915 nt
Organism: Wasmannia auropunctata (little fire ant)
Lineage: Eukaryota; Metazoa; Arthropoda; Insecta; Hymenoptera; Formicidae
Gene: CYLD
Product: ubiquitin carboxyl-terminal hydrolase CYLD
Exons: 11
Coding region: 318-2678 (786 amino acids)
Biological process (GO): protein K63-linked deubiquitination
Cellular component (GO): cytosol
Molecular function (GO): cysteine-type deubiquitinase activity; K63-linked deubiquitinase activity
Source: RefSeq, a predicted model, not a curated record
AUACGUUCAACAUACGAAGUGGAAAUUCUCUAGCCAGUUUGACAGCGUUCGCUUCUGCUUUUCGAUUUUUGCCGAUCUCUCCGCAUUGCAUAUGCAAAACGCUAAUGUAAAUUAUGUCGGCGAUCCAUCGAAAUAUGUAACACGAGAAAAGGGUAACCGAAGAAUCGGAAGUUCGAGGGAAGAUAAAAUUAUCAGCCCGACAAUCAUGUAAUUCUCGAGGGAAGUGGUGAACGUCGAGAGAGAGAGAGGUUGACCUGAGGGCGAACGGGAUCGACGUUUUCCUUCGACGUGACGAUGAUCGUUUAGCAAACCGGGCCAUGGAGGAUAGUAGCAAGGAACGCCGGGUCCUGCAGCACUAUGUUGCCAAGCAAGACACGGUACUGAUACGGAUAUUCGGUGCGUGCGACGUUAACGUUAACAAGUUGCGUCUGGGAAUGCUUGUAGAAGCACUGGAGGAUUUGAAGGAGAGCGUGCUGAGGGUGCGCGUGACCGACACCGUCGGCGGAUCUAAGACCUGGUGCGGCACGGAAUGGCGUUGCCACAAGUACGACCUGAUCCCCGUGUCGCAGAAGGUCUGGCAGUACCUGCUCGCCGUUCAGUCGCCGCAGGAGAGAAUCCGACUGGCGAACGACUCUGCCCUGUGCGAGCAGAUGAGAAAUGUGUCGGCGAACGACGUAGUCUGGUACUGCUCCGAUCCCGCUAAUAGGCGCGCCAAGGAAUUGGCGUUUGUCAGAUAUAUUGGACCUGUGCUGCAACUCGGAUCGGGACAUUACUUUGGCCUUGAAUUAGUGGGAAAUCAGGAACUAUCUAAUACAUCUUUGUUGACCAAAGAAUAUUUUAUUUCCACACAUUGGAAUGCUGCUACAAUAUUCGCUACUAUAAAUAAUAUAUUACCUUAUAAGGAAACCGACCCAAUCUCUGGCAGCAUUGAAAAAACAUCAUUCUCGAAAAAUAAUACAACUGACUAUAACAACGAUAAGAAAAAAUCAGUGCUUGACAGUACCCCAGCUGUUUUAUUAGAACAAUUUACUCUAUUUGACGACAACAAGAAUAACAAUCAGGAAUCUGUCAAUAUACUAAAAGAACGUAAUCAAGCCGGGAAGUCAGAUCUUGAAAAUGAUAUUAAUAACUACUCCAAAACCGUCGAUCAUGCUCUUUUUAAAUGCGGUAAUGGUGAGAAGAACGAGAUCAAGAAAUUCAAUAGGGUAGAGAAUAAGGGAGAUUUGAUGGUGGGCUCGAAUGUGAAAGUACUUGUGGAUUCUGAUAUCCAUUACGGAGUUAUUCGAUGGAUCGGCACGCCGCACGGUACAAGCCCUGGCAAAUUGAUGGCAGCUGUCGAGCUGGAUAAUGGACAUCCUUUAGGUACUGACGGAACUUACAAAGACAUCAGGUAUUUUCAUUGUAGGCCUUACAGAGCUGUAUUCACGGACAUUGAACACUGUUCUCAUUACGAAAACACGAAGCUCAACGAACGGCCUGCGCUCAUAAAUAACGAUAAUAAUUUCGGUAAUAUGGAGAGCUCAGUGAUAACGGGUAUCGUGCGGCCUAUCUCCGUCAAGGGAGACUUGGAAAGUAUAUGUGGGAAGUAUCGCGGAAUUCAAGGCCAUCAUAAUUCGUGCUAUUUGGACGCUACUCUUUUCAGCAUGUUCACGUUUACCAGCGUAUUUGACAAUCUCCUGUUUCGCCCACCGAAUGAAAAAGAUUGUCCGCAGUACGAAGAAGUGCAGAGGGUCUUGAGAGAGGAGAUUGUAAACCCAUUGAGAAAAAAUAUGUUCGUCAGAGCGGAUCGUGUAAUGAAGCUCAGAACGUUGCUCGAAAAACUGUCGUCAGUAUCCGGCCUCACUAGCGAAGAAAAAGAUCCUGAGGAAUUCUUAACGUCGCUAGUCGCUCAGAUUCUGAACGCCGAACCAUUCCUCAAAUUAAGCUCCGGACAGGACGCCUACCAUUACCAGCUGUUUGUCGAAAAGGACGAUCAUUUAAAUCUACCGACUGUGCAACAGUUGUUGGAACAGAGUUUCCUAACCAGUAACAUCAGAUUGAAGGAGGUCCCUUCGUGUCUCAUCAUACAAAUGCCGCGCUUCGGAAAAUCAUUUAAAAUGUAUCAGAAGAUACAGCCUACGUUACUGCUCGACGUGACGGACAUUAUCGAAGACUCACCCAGACAGUGUACAGUGUGCGGCAAAUUGGCGGAGUUCGAGUGCAAGGAGUGCUACGGGCAAUGCGGCGUCGGUCUCGAAAGUAUAGCUUUCUGUUUACAGUGCCUUGAAAAAGUACACCGUCAUGAACGAAGAACGAAUCACGAGCCAAAGAAGCUGAACGUACCAGUGGAAUUCACAAUUCUGCAAGAACAUUGUCCCGUACCGCGUCUGUAUUUGGAGCUGUCCGCGGUGGUCUGCAUCGAAACUUCGCAUUACGUUUCGUUUGUAAAAUGCGGUCCCGGCUCGGAGGCCCCGUGGUGCUUUUUCGAUUCCAUGGCCGACAGAAAAGGAGAGCAAAAUGGAUACAAUAUACCGGAGAUGGUGCCAUGUCCAGAUUUUCCUUACUGGUUGAGCGAAGAAGGGGGGACUUACUUGACCGAAUUGACGGACGACCGUCACUUACCAGAGCACGCGAAACGUCUGCUUUGCGACGCGUACAUGUGCAUGUACCAAUCCCCGGAUGUUAUGAUGUACAAAUAACUCGGAACGGCUCAUAUUUUUUUAAGUAAUGUUGACGCUAGCAUUACUGCAAAAGUGCAAUGUCCUGCUUGUAGCUUUCCCUAAUCAUGCGUAAUAAGUUUACAUAAAUUCAUAUAAUGAUUGUAGACUGACAAAUAAUCCCAAGGUCUCGAAAAAUCUCAUGUACAAAAUAGGAAUAUACGUUUAUAUGCAAGGAGAAUAUAGAGUUAUAAAAAAUAAAGUUUACAAUAUACAUUA